AUGCAACACCAAGAAAUUAUGUUGAUAAACCCGUCGAAAUUGUAUCUUCAGAGGACGAUGAAAAUGACAACGAGAAUGCCUACGAUGACGACGGUGAACAAAUAGAUGCAACACCUGUCGAAAUUAUGUCAUCGAAGAGAAAAUAUGAUGAUGAUAACGUUGAGAAAAUAGAUACAACAUCUUCGACGUUAGAGAAUGACGACGAUGAUGACGAUGAGCAAAUCGAUACAACAUCAACAACAAAUAAUCGUGAUCUUGCGCAAGGUGAAAUUGUUGACGCUAUCAAUGAUAUUAUCACAGA
Messenger RNA from Funneliformis caledonium, 301 nucleotides. Lineage: Eukaryota; Fungi; Glomeromycota; Glomeromycetes; Glomerales; Glomeraceae. The record is from the annotation of a GenBank genome assembly.